Polistes canadensis is the source of this 2371-nucleotide messenger RNA. RefSeq lists its product as uncharacterized. The coding region runs from base 526 to 1026 and encodes 166 amino acids. The transcript is spliced from 4 exons. NCBI's taxonomy places the organism in Eukaryota, Metazoa, Arthropoda, Insecta, Hymenoptera, Vespidae. The record is from RefSeq and is a predicted model, not a curated record.
UUUUAUCGUAUUCGAUUUUGCUCGUACUUGACUCGAGCAGUAAAGUGGGAAGCCAAGCAGCGUGGGUUUAGUAGUAGACACACUGAGCGGGAACAAGUAUAGCAGCAUCGUCAGUUUGCGCCGAGUCCUCAACGUGGGAGCAGUGCUCUGUUAAGUUAGUGCGUCCUUGUAAUAGAAAGGAACUUCUCUUUCUUUUUCUUUUUUUCUUUAUUUCGUUUUUUAUUCUCUCUAUUCUUACUUAUCAUUCGUCUUUUCCUUUUUAUUACGCGCGCGUUUUUUAUCCAAGAAUUUGUCGUCAUCCGUCUCGUUUUCGAAUUAUUCUUUUCGUUAAUCAUUAAUAACACGAAUAACGGAAAAGAACAAGCGAUAACGAACAAAACAAAUUCAAAUAUUCUAACAGUGUUUUAUUAAGAUACAAUUUGAAAAAGUGCGUACCAGUGUACGAGAUUAUAUAUAUUACAACCAAAAAUAAUUUCUUCUUCCAUCGUCAUCCUGUCACGAUCGAACGUUGUUCUCAGUCCAGUAAUGUCUCUGGAGGAUUCACGACGUUCUCAACGACCGUACAGAUACGGUAUGGUCCUUUUAUGCGUUGGAGCUUUGAUAAAUUGGCUAGGACUUGCGGAAAAUUAUGUCGAACCAGUACGAUACGUUGGAGUCGCUUGCAUAGUAGCAGGGGCACUUUUGAUUUGUGCAGCUAUGUGUUGCUGGUUACACGCGCCGCCAACUCGGACUAGCACGCACGCGCAACACGCGAAUCAUCCAAUCACGGCCCAGAUUGACGAUCCGAUUCACGUGAUCUCUAUCGAGGAACCGUCGAGUGGUGCAAGACAAAAGCCACCGGAUUAUGAGGCUGUAACUGAUGCGCCACCUAGUUAUGAUGAUGCUAUCAAACUGAAUCCUGGUCAUUUGAUCAGGCUAAGUACGAGUAGUACGGCAUCCUUACCCACAGAACAUACGAUACCGGGAACCGUUGAAUUGGUUCCCGGUGAAACAAUGCGAACACCGCCACCACCAUAUGCGAGGUGAAAGAUUUGAUGAAAUUUAUGGUGGUUACGGAAAAAAAAUGCGAGAGGGUUGCUGCGCGACGGCUGCAGCUUAGAAAGAGAGACGACCGAGGAAGUUCAACGAACGAGUCUUUUGAAAGUCUUCAUGAUAUGAAUGAUUAAGACACAUAUUUUAUCUGUGUUUUUUAUUGUCAAUUUUGGCGCAAAUUGUCGCAAAUGAUAAUUUUUCUAAGAAAAUAAUUGCGAUCUAGCGUGAAAAUGGACUAAAAAAUAAGUGUGAUUAUCCAAAGAAGAGAUAAAACGUAUGUUCCUUUCUCCGAAAAGAAAAAAAUAAAAUAAAACGGAUGUCGUCCAUUGUAAAGAUUAUCAUCUUUACGGACUGAUAAUGUACAAAUGUUGUAAUACGAACUGUUUUUGAUGGGUUGUUGUUGCGUCGGCAACGCUAACAACACAUUUCUAUCGAUUCCGUCACGAGAACGUGAUGGUAGAAAAAUUUUUUUAAUCUUUUUUAUUAGUUUUCGUUUUCUUUUUUUUUUGUUUCAAACUAUAAUUGUAAGAUUUAAAUAAAUUACGAGAAGAAUACACAUCCGCGGAGAAGUUAAUAAUUAUUUGUACGCAAUACAACUGCCAAUUUGUGAUAGCUAUUGUAUUUUGCCCGAAUACCUAUGAGCGAUUCUAUAAAAAAAAAAAAAAUUUAUAAUGCUGUACUUUUGUAUUUUAAAUAACGUCGUUGUAUUUCGUUAAGGAUUAUCAUAAAUGGUGUGCAAUGUAUUAAUUACAUCGCGAGAAAUGAAACGUCGUCAUAUAGUCGUCUCUCUUACUUUAAAAGUCAUGUAUGUGUGUGAGACCAAUAAUUGUAAAUUAUUUAAUUUCGUUCAAAGAAUCCGUGUUGCUUUGUUCGUGAACGAACGAAGAAAAAAUAUCGUGGAUUAUAAUUAAGUUCAUAUUUUCUUUUUUUUUUUUCUGAUAAGAAAAAGGAAUAAUAGACUGCAGUGCGAAUAAUUUUUAUACUUUUUGAUGAUACUUAUAGAGAAAUCACGUUAAUAAUGCUCUCAAUUGUUAUGUACCAUCAAAUAUUGUAUAUUUAUUAAUGGUAGCGAAUCCUUGCGUUUGGAAAAAACGAUUCAUAAAUCUAAUAUUAAUGUUCCUACUUGUUUUGUUUUUUAUGAUGAAACGUUUUUUAAGAUCUUUUUUUUUUUUUUCUUUUUUAUACAAUUUUCAUCUCAUUAUUGAGAGCAUAAUAAGUAAAAAUUAUUCGUACGCUUAUUAUUUGUGAAAGCUAUCAGAUCAUCGCAUGCGUUGUUGAGUAUCACUUUUCAUCGGCUCUGCAAAAUAAAAUCUUUUUUAUAACGGAAAAAUAUAAAUAA